Paramecium primaurelia is the source of this 939-nucleotide messenger RNA. The record is from the annotation of a GenBank genome assembly. Lineage: Eukaryota; Ciliophora; Oligohymenophorea; Peniculida; Parameciidae.
AUGGCAAAUAUACAUAGAUUGGGUGAUAACAAUGACUAGUAAAAUAAUUAUCAGAACUUUAGGGGUAAUGGAGGAUAAUAGAUGAUGUCUGUAUUUGGUAAUUAAGUUCAUCUAAAGACAUUAGGAGGAAUUGAUGCAGACCCAAGAGGAGAGAAUUUUUUUGAUAUGUUGAAGAAAUCAUUUUGUCCAAAACUUAAACUUCUAUCAUUUACUACAAUAAUUUCAGCUCUAAUAAUAAUUCUAUACUUCACAAUGUUAGGAGUUGGAGGUGUUAAUAAAAAUGAUAGAUUUUUAUCAGUAUACAGGAGUACAUUAAAUCAAUUUGGUGGAAAUAAUCCAAAUGAUGUUAAAUAUAAUUUUGAGAUUUUCAGAUGGGUAACAUCAUUACUCUUGGUUGGAGACUUCUAUAAUUUAGUGAUUGCAAUAUUGAUGAUAUUGAUUUGUUAUUCAAUUUUAGAAGCCACAUAAGGAUUGCAAUUAGCAAUAAUAGUAUUUUUUGGAGCAGGAGCAAGUGGUGCCUUAUUUGGAGAUUUAUGUAACAUUUGUAAAUAUACAACAUACUCAGAAACUUUUGCAUGUAUAUAUGCUUGUGUAGGAUUCUUGAUAGGAGUAUAUAAUUUAUCAUAUAUUUAAUAGUAUAUAAUUCUAUAUUGGUAGAAAUUAGAUGCUUUGGGAGAAAUGAAAUGUGCUGUGGUAUGUUUUGUAGCUAUAGUGAUAAUAUUUGUAAUGAUGUUUACUUUUGGAUCUGGAUAGAAUAGUUUUUAUGAUAAUUUAGGUGAAUUGGGAGGUUUUUUGGGAGGAUUAUUUAUAGCCAUGAGUUUAGUUGAGGUACCUUAGAGUGGAGAGUUUGAGGCUAUUUGUCGAAAGGUUGGAUAUGGAUUUCUGGGAGUUUAAGUUGGAUUGAGUAUAAUUUUAUUAUAUUCUUUGUAAUGCAGCUGA